GAGACGACGGACCGCAGGCUCCCCACGGAGGCGCCGGCCGUGAGAAGGGUCGGGGCGGCCAGGAGAUCGGCAGACUGGACGACGCCGAGCCGCUCUACGAGCGUAUCGUAAACACCCGGGAAGACACGCUGGGGCGAGAUCACCCCAGCACCCAGGUCGCGCGACGGAAUUUGACGACUCUGCGAGGGCUGAGGCGGGGAGACUGA
Molecule: messenger RNA, 206 nt
Organism: Prorocentrum cordatum
Lineage: Eukaryota; Dinophyceae; Prorocentrales; Prorocentraceae
Source: the annotation of a GenBank genome assembly